Microcebus murinus (gray mouse lemur) is the source of this 1059-nucleotide messenger RNA. RefSeq names its product ninjurin 2 (gene NINJ2). Gene Ontology annotation, cellular component: membrane. The record is from RefSeq and is a predicted model, not a curated record. Lineage: Eukaryota; Metazoa; Chordata; Mammalia; Primates; Cheirogaleidae. Gene Ontology annotation, biological process: tissue regeneration; cell adhesion.
UUGUCUUCUUGGGUGCUUUCCUCUCAGAGGAAAAGAAAUCCCGGAACUAAGGCCUGUCCCAGGUAAAACAGUGACUAAAGGAGAACCUCCCUUCCUUCCUCGGCGGACGUGCGAAGGAGCGAGGGAGGGCCUCCGUGAAACAUCAGUUCCAGUGCACGUCACUGCAGAGCGCAAAGGCCCUUACUGCUUUUCCAGGCAAGCCCUUUACUUUUUCAAGCCACGCAAUGAGAAGGGCAUCAUUUGUCCUUGGCUUCCCACCUGGUUUGGGAAGAGUUUUAAAACCUCUCUCCUCCCUCCCAUUUCUCCACUGCUUCCUUUCCGGAGCCUCCCAGGCCAGCCUGUGCUUUCUCCCAUACAGCCCGGGAACACCAGCCCCAGGGGGAGCCAGCCCAUCAACCGGAACGGUUACGCCACCAAGAAGAGUGUGGCUGAGAGCAUGCUGGAUGUGGCUCUCUUCACGUCCGGUGCCGCGAGGCUGAGCGUGCUGGAGCAGGGGCCGUCCUCUCGCUGCCACGCCACCCUCGUCACCCUCAUCAGUAUCUCUCUGCUCUUGCAGGUGGUCGUCGGCAUCCUCCUGGUGGUCAUCCUGUGGCUGAACCUGAAUAAAGUAGAAAGGCAGUGGCGGCUGGACCAGCCCAACAGCGCUGCCACCACCUUGGUCUUCCUCACGGUGGGCAUCAGUGUUUCCAUUAUAGCCUUCGGGGCACAUAAGGCAGGGUUCCUGGCUGCCAGGGCCUCAAGGAAUCUGCUCUGAAACCAGCCUGGGACCUGCGCUAUUCGGAUCACGGUCCACGGUCCACUGGCAUCUGCAGAACCACCUGGGCGCCUGUGAGGCACGGAAUCCCCGGCUCCACUGCAGACCUGCUGUGCCGCAGGUGCACUACGCCACCAGGAGAGUCGUGUGCACGCUGCAGGCCGGGGCACCAGUGCGGCCGCCCUCCUCACUGCCUCUUCUCUGCUUCCCCUGCAGGUGCUGGAACUGCUUCUGUGGCCUUUUUCUCUGAUCUGCCAGGCUCGUGGGCACCGUCCACAGUCCAAGAGCUCCUAAGAGGGCAACAU